AUGGUCUUUGUUCAGUCUCCUCUUGCGCUGUUGACACUGAUAGCAGCCACAUCGAAAGUCAAUGCUGUCGAAUAUGAAACGCAUUAUGGCGCUGCGUCGAAAACGAGUGUCGCUGCCUACACGUCCUACGAACAAUACGCGACGAUCAUGUUGGUCGCUGUCAACAAGCAGCGCGCCACUCAAGGCUUACCACCAAUGUGUCUAAAUAAGAAGCUGCACGAUUCGGCCCAGCUCCACUCGGAUGAAAUGGCUGCUGGGAAUUACUUGGGACACCAAGGAUCCCAAGGAUCCACCGUGUCGGACCGUAUUACACAAGCCAAUUACAAAUGGAACGCCGUGGCCGAAAACGUAGCAUCUGGUCAGAGCAACGUGGAAGAUGUGAUGGUGUCGUGGAUCAACUCUCCAGGGCAUCUGGUUAACAUCAUGGGCGAGUAUACGAUGUUUGCGCCUGGGUACACUUUCAGAAUGGACACCGAGGAUCAGCAUUUUUGGACACAAGAUUUCGGUUCAAGUGACAUUGAACAAUGUGACGGCACAAGUGGCUCCACCAAUUCUACUCAGAGUGUGGAGCAAGUGCAGACUGAUCAAGAGCCUGAGGGUUCGGUGGAUCAUGUCUCGAUGUAUCCGACGCCUGAAGUUGUUGAUACAUCGGCGCCUGAUUGUCACUCCAACUUCUAA
Plasmopara halstedii is the source of this 678-nucleotide messenger RNA. Its product is annotated as CAP domain. Lineage: Eukaryota; Oomycota; Peronosporomycetes; Peronosporales; Peronosporaceae. Bases 1 to 678 code for a protein of 225 amino acids. The record is from RefSeq and is a predicted model, not a curated record. The transcript has a single exon.